CGCUUCGGGGUGGUGGACCUGACGCAUGAGUCCUCAUCUGAAGAUGAAGCGGCUGACCUGUGACGACGAUGGUGUGAGCCAGCUUUACGGCCGCAGCAGCAACAAGCGGCCGCGGCUGUCGGGUCCGGAGGCCCUUGGUACCGGCCGCGCUGCGUUGGGCGCCCCCGCGGCGCGGUCAGCGCGAGGGCUAAUCGUGGACUCUGGACUUCAGAGCAGCGAGCACUUCGCGCAGGGAGGCAGCUGCAGCAGCAGCAGCGGGCUACUCGGCGCGGGGCUCAGGGGUAUUCGGCGCGUUGACCGGACCCCUGACCGCGUUGACGACUCCGUUGACCGCAGCGGAGACGUGAUUCUUGUGCGCGACAUGGCUGACGUGGAGGACAUCAGCGCGGAGGAGUUCAGGCUGUCGGUGUUUGGGCCGGUCCGCGCCGUGGGGACUGGAGGUGCGGCGGCGGCUGCAGCUGGCACCGCCGCCGCAUCUGGGUCAGGGCCGCUGGCGGCAGCGGCAGCGGCAUUUGCACGUGUGGCAGCAGCAGGGGCCGGGCCUGAGGACGCAGAUGAGGUGCUGAUUACGGCGACUGUGGGGCAGGUGUCGACACUGCUGGACCUGCCGCACAGCCGACCCGACUGCGCCGCACACCGCUUCCAGCGGCCGGGAGUGGGACUCGCAGCUGCAGCCAGCGCAGCAAAAGCCAAUACCGCGCACUGCCCGCAGUGCUUCUGCUACGUGUGCGACGUCAAGGCGUCGGAGUGCGCCUACUGGGGGACCGGCCCUGCCGCCGCCAACCACGCGCACGCCCACGGCGCUAGCAAAGAGUGGGCGCGGCUGCGGCUCCGCCUCCGCAGCCUGCCGCCGGCCGGACGCCAGUCGUUGCUCGCAGCCAUUGCCGCGCCGCGCAGGAGCGGCCGCCGCGCGGCGGCUGGCAGGGCCUCAACUCCUCCGGCGGCGGCAGCUACAUGGCCGGCGGCGGCAGCUACAGAGCCGGAGGCGGCAGCGGGUGGCGCGGCGGCGGAAGCGGAGGCGGUGGACGCUGGAGCGCCGUGACUGAGUUGGGUGGUUAGCCGUUCAUGGAGAACGAAGUGACUUCAUAACAAGCUUGGAGUGCCAACGUCCAGAGGAGGGAACAGCGGGUGCUUUACCCGGCGCGUGUAUGUAUGUGUGUGUGAUUUGGGAAGGUGAGCGGUGAGCAGGAACAGGAACCGUGGUUUUGUCUGAGGGUGCAGCUGCGGCGGCCGCCGGCUGGAUGUGUGAUGGGACAGGGUUCAAGGCAGGUUGGCGAGGGCCCGUAGGGUGCAGCUGAUGCCCAUACCCUCAAGCAGACGGCAGACAGUUUGCAGUGGCAGAGCAGAAGUGCAUGGCUGGUCGAACGCCGGAGUUACUGUACCGACAAGUUGCUGGAUGGAUGUGGCCGCAGCUUCGGGUGUAGCUAUAGCGAGGCAGAAGUGGCGGGCAAGCUGGCGGCAGCGGCGGAGACCCGGCAUCACGAGACCCACUUUCCCA
Chlamydomonas reinhardtii is the source of this 1498-nucleotide messenger RNA. RefSeq lists its product as uncharacterized. The transcript is spliced from 5 exons. The record is from RefSeq and is a predicted model, not a curated record. NCBI's taxonomy places the organism in Eukaryota, Viridiplantae, Chlorophyta, Chlorophyceae, Chlamydomonadales, Chlamydomonadaceae. Bases 44 to 1042 code for a protein of 332 amino acids.